CACGAUCUUAAUGACAUUGAUGAUGUUCAUAUGGAUUGGAUUUCCCCCCAAUCCCACGGUAUAAAAGAACGAGGUUUCUCAGGACUCAGUAAAUAUAACGACAAGAAGGCAAAAUAGAUCUGGUGAGGCUCAAAACGUGAAAAGCUGCAAAAAUGAAGACUUUGUUAUUAUUAACAGCUGUUGUUGCAUUUUGUUGUAAGUAUAUAAAUUUUUCCAAUGUUAUACUUAAUAAUAAUUGGCAAGCUAGAUGUUUUGAAAUCUAGAUAUACUGCCCAUGCAUUUAGGCUAGGACAUACUCAAAUUAUUCUUGCCACAGGACACUAUGCGAGUCUAGAUUUUAAGGCCAUUUGAUUAUGGUAAUGCAUAAGCGUGUGGCACUAAGCCUGAUCACCAUGCAUACAUGGGUAAAGCUGCAUUUCCCAAAAAAAUCUGCAGAAAUAUGAAGACUAAGUCAGAUAUAUAUUAUCUUUUAUUUCAUUUGCAGAUGCAACCUCAAUUGAUACAGAAGAAGGUAAGCCAUGUAUAUUUAGACACUACUAAGCGAUAAAGAAAUGUUUUUCUCAAUUCGUCUCAGGACCCAGAAAUUUCGUUUCUCCAUGCAGGCGAGCAUGCACUCAGACCUUCUUACCAUUGGCUAUGAGCCUCUAAUGUUAAGCCUUAGUAAUUCAUUUAGUUUGCUUUGCACUUGCGUGACUAACGCGUUGGUAAAAAAUCCAAUUUCCUACAUUUCCCUAGCUUCAAAAUCUGAAGAGCAUCAAGAUUAGGAAAAAAAAAUUUCCACUAUUAAUCUAUUUGCAGACUUGACCUCUAUUGAUACAGAAGAAAGUAAGGCCAACUUAAUAUAUCUAUUUGUAUUUGACAUGAUAUGAUAGAAUAUGUAUAAUAAUAACUGUUCCUUUUUUUAAAUUAAGAACUACAAUCUCCACAAGAGUUUGAUCCUGAAGGUAUAAAACGUUUACUUCAUGUAAUUUAACCAUCUAGAAUUCAGAAUUAGGAAAAUAAAAGAUUGGCACUUUUAUUCUCUUUGCAGAUUUGACCUCAAUUGAUACAGAAGAAAGUAAGGCCAACUCAAUAUAUUCAUAGAUAUUAGAAAAUAUCAACCAUAUUAGUAGCUUUGAAUAUAUGCUGUAUAUAACAGAAUCUACAUUGAUAUUUCUAUUAUAAUGAUUUAUGAAAGAUAAUAUUAGGGCCAUUUAUACGGGACAAAAUAAGUCGCGACUUACAUAAGACGCGUCUUAUAUAAGCGGAUUUAUCGCAUAUUAAAUGGUUCUCUACGGCUCUAGUCUUAUUUACUUGCUAUAGCUAUAAGACGCACAGUCGGCCCAAUCUCGCAAGGGUCAGUAUUAUAGACUUAUAGUAUAAAUGUAUAUUAUAUUAAUGUAUAUAAUAGUAAAAAUAUGUCGUAAAAUAUAAAUUUUAAAAUGAAAUUGACUUGCCUAUUUGAUAGUGUGUGUUCUCCUUUUAUUCCUCCUUUGUUGGACUAAUAUUUUCCAAGACUUUGUACUCGAUGUUGCUAGUAUACAUGAAACAUGAUAAAGGCCAACGAUUCCCGAUCGUCGAUACGACGGCACGGCACUUCGAAUCGAAAAUUCUCACACUCAAAUCGCUUUAUUCUCCAAAACAAUUCGCCAGCAUGUACAACAAAUGCCGUUCUUCGAAAAUACAGAGGUACUUCGGCGACAUGUACAAGUUUUCGACCAUCUUUUAACAAUGGAAAUCAAAACCCAUUUUAUAUUGAACUUACCCGGACCGAAAAUUACUACGGCGAACGUCUGCGCAACCAGGCCUCCUUUACCGUUGGAUUUACAGGGGGGAGGAUGCCACUAAUAUAUUCACGAUAAUAUUUCGAAUUAAAGUAUCAUAUUCUACCAUACUUUCCAACAAAGAGCCGCUGUAUGUUACUUCUUCCUUAAAUUUCUUCAAUCUCCGUCGUUUAAUUUUCUUUUCUUCGACAACAUCUCGAGUUUUAUACAGUAUCCGAUCGAAGGAGUUUUUAUUUUGAAUAUCAAAUUUCAAAUAAUGUAAACAGUCGCUACGCGGCCGCGAUUGGCUGGCUGUUACCGGAAAUAUCUGCUUCCCCCCCCCUGUAAAUCCAACGGUAAAGGAGGACUGGUUGCGCAGACGUUUGCCGUAAUAAUUUUUGGUCCGGGUAAGUUCAAUAUAAAAUGGGUUUUGAUUUCCAUUGUUAAAAUAUGGUCCAAAACUUGUACAUCUCGCAGAAAUACCUCUGAAUUUAAGAAGAACGGCAUUUGUUGUACAUGCUGGCGAAUUGUUUUGGAGAAUAAAGCGAUUUGAGUGUGAGAAUUUUCGAAGUGCCGUGCAGUCGUAUCGACGAUCGGGAAUCGUUAGCCUUUAUCAUGUUUCAUGUAUACUAGUAACAUCGAGUACAAAAUCUUGGAAAAUAUUAGUCCAACAAAGGAGGAAUAAAAGGAGAACACACACUAUCAAAUAGGCAAAUCAAUUUCAUUUUAAAAUUUAUAUUUUACGAUAUAUUUUUACUAUACUAUAAGUCUAUACUGACCCUUGCGAAUCUUGCGAGAUUGGGCCACCUGUGUAAGACGCGACUUAAUUAUGAACAGCUAAAAAUCCUGUUCUUAAUUAAGUCGCGUCUUAUCCAAGACGCGACUUACAUAAGAAUUUUGUACCUUUUAUACGACAAACUCGCGUCUUAUUUAAGUCGUUUUGGUCAUUUGUUAUCUGUUACUUUCGUUUUGAUCAUUUGUUAUUCUGCCUUUUUUGGCUUUGGGUUCAGCUAUCUAGAUUUAUUACAAACCCGUCUUUUCAGGAUGGUUUGAGACCUUUUCUCUCCGAUAUCGUCUAAAAUGCUCCUUCUUGGACUAAAAUGCUCUUUUUGUGGCUACCUCUAUACAUUUUUCAGAGCAAUUGUCUUUCUAAAACUGGUGUUUAAACGACGCCAUGCCGUGUUUCAGAAUUUGACUUAAUGACUUAACCGUCCAUUUGUCUCUCGUUAAUAGUCCCUCUCAAAGAUCUUUCCCUUGAUAUUGUUCUCAUGCAACAAUUCCUCAUUUGACAUUUUGUCUGUUUCGUUAUUUGAGGGCCAGGUAUUAUGCUCAUUAUAAUGAUCUACUAAUUCAGUUUUUGACAUGACAUGACAUGACAUGACAUAAUAUGAUAGAGUAUGUAUAAUAAUAGACCUUAUUCAUAAAUCGUGAUGAGGCCUCGUAUCCUAGGAAACGGGGAAAAACGCGGGAAAAUUGACAAAAUGUUUUUUUUGCUGUCGGUUAUGGCAGCUUUUUUUCGUGAAUAUUACGGCUUUUUUCGAAAAAUAUAUUUAUAAAACUGAUCUUGAAAGUUGAAAAAAUACUUCUGAAAAAAUAUAACAUGAUAUUUAAAGCAAAAGAUGCUGGAGUCAAUCGAAAAAGGAAACCUUGACUUUGUAUUUAUAUUGCAAAGUUUGUAUGCGCAAAACUAACAACCAACAAGGCUACAAAACAUCUAUACAACACCAAAAUCGUAAGAAAUACGAAACUAUUGUUGAAGAAAUAGGAUUACAACUCACUCAGGUAAUGUAGCCUUCAUUUUUUAAACUUGUAAGCUGCUUGCAGAAUGUUUAUAUCGAACCACAGCCAUAGUUCAUAUUUCCGUACGAAUCAAUAACAUUUGACGUUCUCUUGUGAUGGUUGACCUGUUGUUUUCUUUCAUAUUUAUGUCAAAUUCGAAAAAUUAUACUUCCAUUCCAUAGUUGUCUUGAUUCUUCACGGAAUAACCUUCAUAUUGACGUUAAAAUCUCAGUAAAAUGCUGUUUUUUGCUUCUGGAUAAACACCAUCGCUACGUUGUCAUUUUUUCCACACAAAAACGGGAGAAAAACCGGUCGCUUUUAUAAUAUACUCGUUUACCGCUUUCGUUGUGGGCACAAAGUCUUAAAAUACACACAAAUAUCGUUAUAAAUCGCAAAAAGCAACAAGAAACAAGCCGUUAAAGUCGACACAAUAGCAUCUGAAUUUGGAUUGUCAAGCAGUUUUCGCUUGUUUUCCCGCGUUUUGUUCCCGUAUCCUAGGAUACGAGGCCUCGUCACGAUUUAAGAAUAAGGUCUAUACAACUGUUUAAUUAAGAGCUACAUUCUCCACAACAAUUUGAUCCUGAAGGAGAAACGUUUACUUCAUGUAAUUAAACCAUCUAGAAAGCUAUCGAUAAUGGCCAGCUAGAAUGUCGUCAGUGAGAUUGCUUUAAAUUAGCAUAGUGCAUAUUAAUAAUUAUGUGCAUAUAUGUUAUUUAAGAGGCAAUUUUUUCUAUGUCACGUAUUUGCAAUGAAAAGUGUUCAAAACCUAAAAUGUUUUUGGCGUUCUUCUCAAAAUUACUUUGUUUUAGCUUUGUUCUCUGGUUUAUAGAGUUAGCUACCUUUUUAAAUGCAUCUGCCGGUUGAGAAACAUAGUAAUAAAAUAAUAGUUAAAAAUUGUCAAUUAAAACACAAUUAUCAAUGAUGCUUUAAAAUUGACGCCAUAUUUACAGGCAUAUACUAGAAAAUACAUGCAUGCAGAAACCCUCGCCUUGCUGACAAACAGACAAAACCAUUGUAUUUUCCGAACAUGAAGUACCUGAAGUAGUUGUCAUGGUAACACGAUAAUUUUUUAAGAAUAUUCUUACAAAUGAAAAAUCGCCUAAAAAAUAUCACUUUUAAUUACAAAAUUAUUAAUUUGCCAACAUAUAUAUGUUAGGUAUGUUAUUAUACGUAAUAUAAGCCUCAAUUUAAGGUAAAAUUCAACCACAAACGCUUCGCAAAACGUUUUAAAGUCACUAGUGUUCUUUAUAAAACUAAACUGACUUUUAAAAUGGCUUUAUCGAUAAACUUUGAGUUUGCAAUAAAAUGACUUCGAAUUCUCGCUUGCAAAUAACUCUGCUUUCUUUUUUAUUUAAAAAAUUCAAUAUCAUAAAAAAGGGAAUCAAUAUUACUAAAGAUACAUGCUGUCUUGUUUAGUUGUUUCAUAUAUGCAAAGGCCGUCGGGUUUUAAAUUAAAUCCAUUAUAAAAUCAAUAUUUAAAACAAAGUUACCUUCGUUAACGUUGGCUCACUUCUUUUAGCCGAUUCUUUCGCUGUUUCUUUCUUGAAAUUUACAAAAUCUUGCGAAAAUGCGAGCGAAAAUAAAAUAUAUUUGUGAUAUUUGCAAGAAAUUUAUCAAUCAUCAAAUCAAGAAAUGUUUGCUAUUUAGCUGUCGUCAUGCAGUCGUUAUAUUGCAAACUUUAAAUUGGACCAAUCAGUUUUCGCUAUUCAUGACAGUCCGCCACAUAUUUUGAGAUCAGUGAGGAUGACCACCCACCGAAACUUCGUUGGUGAGCCACGCCCGCGAUAUUUGAUGAACUUUAGACUUCGCUAAUGCUUUCGUUUCCCCGGGUGUAAAUAGCCGGGGGGAAUUAGUACCCUCGCACGGCGCUUCGCGCCGUCGGCUCGGGGAUUAAGCAAAACUUACUGAACUUCAGACAUAAUUUAUUUAUCUUUGGCGUAUCAUCUAAAAUCUCUUCAUUUUUGCAUUAUUUUACAGAUAGAGCACUAAACAUACUUUUUAAUUUUGUUUGCCGAUUGAGAAACGUAUCUAUCGAAAAAUAAAAAUUUUGAAUUUAGUUAUAACCUCAAGUGAUAUAUUAUACGCAUUAGUUUUGAGCGCGUGUUACGUAACAUACAAAAAAAUCUCCUCUUAAUAUUCUAAGUGAAAAAGUCUUAGAAAACUGUACAGUACAUAUUUAUAGAUUUCUAUUUCCGUUUUAAGACGUUGUUAUAUAUUCCAUUUUCUGCAAAUAGAUCAGCGCGCAAAGACUGACGUUAUCAUUUGAAGUAUUAGUAUAGUACUUUUAAAUUUUAUUUUACUGUAACACCUCACUAUUUACAUGCAGCUUUCUCAAACACUUCCAUGCCCUGACUUAAUUCUGUUUUUGUCUGCAUGGCUAUACAAAAUUUAAAUCAUUUAUUAAGAAAGCAAUCUUUAAUUUAAGAAAAUAUUUCUUAAUUAAAAUGAGAAACAUUUUAAUUUCUUUGUUCACCUCUUUCAUCCAGAACCAAACGUUCGUUGAUGAUAUCAUCUUAAACAUUCAGUGCUAGUGUGGGUAGUAGUAGGUACCGAAGAAUGCAACUACGGGCAGUUGUUUUUGUUGGGGUUUUGUUCUUUUUUGGGGGGAGGCUAUUUUCCAUAAAUUGCGGCUAGCGAUAAUGAAAUUGCUGGAUGAAUAAAAUUUUGUCUUUAUCAUAAAAUUUCCCCAGUGGCGACGAGAUGGAAGGGGCCGGAGGGAAGAAGCAUAAAAAAAUUUCCCGACCUAAUAUAUUUCCUUAUUUCUUGAUGUUUUUAAUGCACCUAAUUAUUUUCUAAUCAUUUUUCCAAACUUUGCACUUCGACUGAUGAUUCCAGGCAUACAGGUUAAAUUGAUAUUGCUUAGUACCAGAAAACGGAAUCUCUUAAUAACAAAAAAUCAAAAUAGAAGUUUUAGAAAAGAAUUUUGUACAUUUUCAUGUGUUUUGCGCUGAAUAUGCACUUCAUAUGCAAUAAUCUGUUUUUUUUGCAGCCGACGAUCAAGACGUUAGUAAAAUAUCAAAAAGACGCUGGGGGAGAAGUAAGUAACAUCAGAAAUAAAUUCACUUAUUUGGUAACUUUCAUCAAUAUAUUUUGAAAUCAUACAAUAUAGUUUAACAUUCCACUGUGGACACUUCUCUGAUACAGGCAACGGACGUAAUAAAUCGAAAUAUUUUCCUCCUGCAUGCCAGGAGGUUAUGUUUUCAUCCGCGUUUGUAUGUGUGCGUGUGGUUUAAAAAUAUCAAACGAUUUAUGACGAAAUUUUGUGUGCCCAGACUAGUUUCAUAUAAAUUUAAUUGACCUCAUUAUUUUGGCACUAACGCUUGUAUUCUAAAAGCUCACUCACACUCAAAGAGUGGAGGUACAUUUGUCCUUCCCUUGAGUGUCAGUGCUGUUUCUGAAUAGCUAGCUAUAGAUAGUGAGUACUGAGUAGUCACUAACCCUAUACAGCUAUUCGAAAACAGCACUGACACUGAAGGGAAGCUCAGAUUGAACCUCCACUAUUUGAGUAUGAGUAUGAGUGAGCUUUUAGAAUACAGGCGUAUUACUAAGUGAUGAGGUGAAGAUAGUUCGUGUCGGUUAUAUCUGCUUAUGUCCAGCCAUUCCGCGGCUCGCCUGCGUUGCAGACCGUCAACUUGCGGGCGAGGCAAACGAUGGAAACUGAGAAGCACAGUCUGCUGGAUUUCGCUCAAUGUAGUUUGUAUACCGUUCCGCUAAAAUAUUACAUUACUUAUGUUUACAAGCAUCGCCAUCAAAUCGAAAAAUUAACGGUAGCUUGCAAUAGAACGCCGUAGGUUUUUUAAGAUGAAACCUAAUCCUAUACAGUAGAAACAUUGAUUUUUACAACACGAUAAAAUAUAGCCACUUCUUUCAACCUCACAAGUAGGUGAAUUCUGAUGGGUUUGCUAUUAAAUUGGAUUAGACGUGCGUGCAAAUUGAAAUGCGAAAUAUAGACUAAAUCUUAUAUAGGACGUCGGAACGUCAGAACGAUUAAUGACAUACUGUAUGCAUGUCUAUUGUGCUUUUUGCGCCAAGAGGUCGAGGUUUUGCGGUUUUGAAUUCGACUUUAAAAGGACAAUUUCAAUUGGUUUGGUUAUAGAUAAGCGUGCAAUAAAUAUUUCAUUCACUUUUCUUAAUAUAGAAUGGAUAGAGUAUGCUUUUGAAUCGGAAUAUUUAAAAUUAAAAACAUAGACUAUAUUAUUUAAAGAUCAAGUUGUUCCGUGCCUUACAAUGAAGCAAAUAUCUUCUCCCACAUAACUUGAAAUUGGAAUUUUCCUCAAGUUGCCAACGAUUUUUUCUUCUUACGGCUAUUUUGUAUGAUAGAAAAGCCACUGUCGAGAAAAUCUUAGUUACGCAAUACUCGCACUUCGCCACAAAUAACGGAAACAGUUAUAAUAAGUUUUUCAUAACUUGGAAGUAGCACUACAUAAACAUUGUUGUGUUUGACUAAUAUUGCCCCCAUUACCUUAAUUUCUGCAUACCAAAUACACUAUUCGCUCCUAGUUUAAAAACAGUGAUCUGAUAAGUUUUACUUAUUAGGACGCCACUGGAGACGGCGAGGAUCACCAGGAGCUCGUGGACCACCGGGACCGAAAGGGCCCAAAGGAGACAGAGGGUCUCCCGGAUCUCGUGGUCCAGCUGGAAAUCCUGGAUCUAAAGGACCACCAGGACCGAGAGGGUCCAAAGGGGACAGAGGGUCUCCUGGAUCUCGUGGUCCAGCCGGACGUCUUGGAUCUAAAGGACCACCAGGACCGAGAGGGUCCGAAGGAGACAGAGGAUCUGCCGGAUCUCGUGGUCCAGCCGGACCUUCUGGACCGACAGGAUCAACAGGACCGAGAGGGUCCAAAGGAGACAGAGGGUAUCCCGGAUCUUCUGGUGCAGCCGGACACCGUGGACCUCCCGGACCAAAAGGUAAAACAUUAGAAAUGUUGUUGACCGCUAACCAGAAGACUCCGAAUCGGUUUACUUAUUGUUUUGUUCAUAUGAGGAAGUCGAAAUUGUCGAAAUUUUGGCUCAGCUUUCCGAGACAAGAUCGUCGGGAUAAAGAUGUCACGUGUGAGCAAACCAGGCUCAGUGUAGCCAGCUUCCAAAUUAAUUAAGUCAAGAAAAAAAUUUGGAAAUUUGUCUUGUAAUUUGACAAUUUUUUCAUAGGAAAUUCUAGAGUCUAUAUUUGCUUGUCCAAAUCGUGCAUCUAAUUCUAGUAUUCGGUGUUCGGAUAAUAGUUUUACUGUCGUUGCAAUGGAAGUGUUGAUAAAAUAUUGCAACAAUUCAUUACCUAACACUGAUCAAUUCAUUUGGUCAAAAAUUGCUCAACUUCCUGUUUACUGGCAUGCUGUUGUUCCCAAUUGGUCAAUCAAUCACUGAAACGUAAAGCCAUUGGUUGAUUGAAAUACACAGGAAGUUGAUCAAUUUUUCAACGAAAUAAUUGAUCAGUUCUAAGUAAUGAAUUGAUACGAUAUUUUAUCAACACUUCCUUUGCAACGACAGUAAACUAACGAAGCGCAAUGACAAUUUGAAUUGCAGCCUGCGUGUUGGGCCUUUGUUGAAACGGGAAAGACGAAUCGAGAACGAGGGCCAAAAGCCGGGUUUUUCUGCAGUGGCAAAGCUAGCCAUAGCAACAGGCCAUAGUUCACUGCAAAUUUUUAAUGAUUCGCAUUAUUCAAAUCUUUAGAAUUAGUAUUUUUGCACAAGUGAACAUAACAAAUCCUACAAGGUGAUUGGUCAAAUUUGUCGUAUUAAUCUGUUAUAUUCACCUACAGGUGAAUAUAACAAAAUCGAAAUUUUCAAAAUGGCUGUUAGCCGUUUUGUUGAAGUUAGUGAUAAAGAAAUAAGCGAAACUAAAAUGAAUUCUGACCAGAAAAACACAAGCUCUCAGGCUCGGUGAUUAUUCUGACCAGAAAAACACAAGCCCUCAGGCUCGGUGAUUAUCGGGGAAUAUUCACCUCGACUUCGUCUAGCCGAUUAAUAUUCCCCGAUAAUCACCUCGCCUUCGGCGAAUAAUUGUUAAAUGUAUUGACUUUGACCUGUUUAGAUGCUAAUUUAUUAGCAUAACAUGACCAGUUGUCAUGGCUAGCUUCGCCUCUGCUUUUCUUCUCCAACUAGAGCCUGCCACACAGACUAUGUGAGUAUUAAGUCGUCAUGCACGAUGUUCACUGCUGUUUUGCUAAAAGAAAUUUCGAGUGAUAUUUAUGAAAGUCUUUUAAUAUUAUUUUUUAUUAGAUGUAAAUCUUGUUAAUUAUGCUUGAUUCUCACAAGUGUUUUAUCACAUUACUUCCAGGCGAGCCAGGAGUUUCGUCAGAAUCGGAAUGUGAAGUUGUUACUGGUAAAGGGACAGUAACCUGUCCCGCGAAUAAAUGUGCAUUCGGUUGCGUAGCAUCAUGUGGCUGUCCUGAUUCUACAGAUGUGCAUACCUGUACUUCUGAGUGCGAAAACGACAACGUUAAGGCAUUAUGCUGCUAGCAAUGUCGGUUAUCACCUGAACGAAAAUGAGCAUCUAAAGGACAGACCACUGGUAGAUAUAGAAAAAUCAACCUAAAGACAAACUUAGCUUUGCAUAGCUUAAGUCACAUAUAUUAACAUGUGAAUCGUAGCAUAGAAUAUGGUUGUAACAGCAUUUUGUUAAAUAAAUUUUAAAUUUCAUUUAAAAACAAUCGAU
This is a messenger RNA of Paramuricea clavata, 10173 nucleotides long. NCBI's taxonomy places the organism in Eukaryota, Metazoa, Cnidaria, Anthozoa, Malacalcyonacea, Plexauridae. The record is from the annotation of a GenBank genome assembly.